AUGUCGGCCAAACGAAGAAAGCUAGAGCAUACGGGUGAUGGAGAGUCGUCUCCUGUGCAGAUCAAGAAGUCAGCGUCGAAGCCAAAAGCCGCCGCACCCUCCAGAACGUCAAGACCAGCCGCUGCCUCAGAGCCUCGAAGAAGUCACGAGCCGAGCAAGAGAGCCCAUUCCGAAGUCUCUGACGAUGAUGAGCAAGAAGAGCAGGACAGCGAGGAAGCUGAGAAAGCAGACGACGCUGCCAUUACGGCCAGUGAGGAUGUCGGAGUGGAAAAGACAUUUGCGGAUCUUGGAGUGAUAGACUCGCUGUGCGAUGCGUGUGCAUCGCUUGGCUUUACCAAGCCAACGGCCAUCCAGAGGGAGUCUAUACCGAUCGCACUCCAAGGCAAGGAUAUCAUUGGGUUGGCAGAAACAGGAAGCGGAAAGACUGCGGCCUUUGCCCUCCCCAUUCUUCAGGCUCUUCUAGACAAGCCACAGCCCAUGUUUGGACUCGUCCUUGCGCCCACUCGAGAAUUGGCAUACCAAAUCUCUCAGCAGUUCGAGGCGCUGGGAUCGCUCAUCAAUGUACGAUGCGCUGUUGUCGUAGGAGGUAUGGACAUGGUACCCCAGGCAAUUUCGCUGGCGAAGAAACCGCACAUCGUUGUUGCCACCCCGGGUCGACUGUUGGACCACCUCGAGAAUACCAAGGGCUUCUCUCUCCGACAAUUGAAGUAUUUGGUCAUGGAUGAAGCCGAUAGGUUACUCGAUCUUGACUUCGGCCCAAUUCUGGACAAGAUUCUUCAAGUUCUGCCCCGAGAACGUCGCACGAUGCUGUUCAGUGCAACCAUGAGCACCAAGCUGAACAAUCUCACUCGAGCAGCCCUACAGCAACCAGUGAGAGUGAGCAUCAGCAGCAGUAGCUAUCAAACUGUAAGCAUACACGCACAUGACUUUCAUCCAGCUCUUCAAGCGAGACUAACAUCAUCUUCUAGGUCAAAAACCUGAUGCAGAGGUACAUCUUCAUUCCUCACAAGUUCAAAGACAUCUACAUGGUGUAUCUGCUGAACGAGUUCGCGGGUCAGACCUGCAUCGUCUUCACAAGAACGAUCAACGAAACGCAGCGCAUCGCCUUCCUCCUCAGGGCACUUGGACGUUCUGCAAUCCCGCUGCAUGGCCAGAUGAAUCAGUCUGCUCGACUUGGAGCAUUGAAUAAGUUCCGGGGUGGCAGCCGAGAUAUAUUGGUGGCCACAGACGUUGCUGCUCGAGGUCUUGAUAUCCCUUCGGUGGACCUCGUGCUGAAUUUUGAUCUGCCACCAGACUCAAAGACGUAUGUACACCGCGUGGGACGCACGGCGAGAGCUGGAAAGUCUGGAGUUGCCAUCUCUAUCGUUACGCAGUACGACAUCGAGGUGUACCAGAGGAUUGAGCAUGCAUUGGGCAAAAAGCUCGAAGAGUACGCUGCUGAACGCGACGAAGUCAUGGUGUUUGCUCCACGGGUUGCCGAAGCGCAGCGUAUCGCCAUCACCGAAAUGAAGAACGAGCACGAGAAGAAGAAAGGGAAGAAGGGUGGCAUUGCUGGCGGGCGAGCCAAGAAGGGCGGCUCGUCGAGACGGGACGACAUGGACGUCGACGAAGGUUGA
Molecule: messenger RNA, 1616 nt
Organism: Lecanosticta acicola
Lineage: Eukaryota; Fungi; Ascomycota; Dothideomycetes; Mycosphaerellales; Mycosphaerellaceae
Source: the annotation of a GenBank genome assembly